AUGCUUCAAUGCUCACUUCACACAAAAGAGAUCAAUUACAGAAGAAAAAUAAAGUAACAUGCAUACAGCGAGAGUAAUCUGCCUUGCCUAGAAUACUGUAAAGACAUUAAGUCAACCCAACCACCUUUCUCAUAAAUUGCAAUAGCUACACAUUUGUGUAAAACACGGUUUGAGUUUUUGAGCUGCAUCUAAAGAACGUAAUAAGGCUAUUAUUUAUUCCUAUAUGAACCUACCUCCAUCACAAGAUUUUAAAUCUUAGUUUGCGUACAUUUUGAUUUUAGCACAAGGCUGUACUAUCUUCACAGCAAAGGGGCACAUAAACUUAGUAUGAUCAAUAUAUGGGUUAUUGGGAUGCACAGGAAUUAAGACAGGACCAAGGCAGCUCCCAAUGCAAACAACCCUCAUUAUAAGGUAUCAUAAGCAGCAUAAUGAGUAAAGUAUCAUAAAUAAAUGCUUCGCUUUCCAUUAUAAUGCAAUCAUAAUCUUGGAAUCUAUUUAUCAGUAUUUAUAAACUAACUGUUAAGUGUGCAACAAAAAGUGAACAUGCGAAUCUGGCAAGUUUUAUGCAAUUAAUACUUUUUUUGCCGGCUAAAUCCUUACCAUGCACCUUGCCUAAAGGGUUUCCUUUCCUCGGCUUGAGGUACCGGGCUUCAUCUUUCCUAAACAAAAUCCUUCAACUAGUCCUACUCUGCUUAUAAGUAGUAGGCGUACCUCAUGCAUUCGAUAAAUUAGCGAUACUGUAUAUAAUACAAGAAGAGGAAUGGCUUCUCCAGCUGAAUUCCUGCCUCACAGCCGUCUAGAAGAGCGAAUGGCAAAAGCCUCGCCAAAACAAACUUAGCAAGAGCAGCUAAACCUAUCACCAGGCUAGUCCUCUUCUAUAGCCACCUUCAGCGCAAAGGCUGCUGGGGAAAAAUACCCGGCAGAGUAGGCCGCACGCUAAUUGACUGCUAGGCCGCGGGCUCCGCAUCGCCAUGGAUGCGGUGCUGGCCGACGCGCUGCUCUCCCAGUCUCCCGAUUGGGGUGCGUGGCUGCGGGCGGUGUGCGGCGAAGAGGGUGCGCUCACCCUCGAGCGAGCGGAGGCGCUGCGUUUCCUUUUGGAACGGGCGAUACGUGUCGGGCCGCGCAACCGGGGCGAAGAGGCGCAACGGGCGGCCCGGGAGCUGGCGCUGCACCGCUGUCUCCCGGCGCUUCUCAGCGGGAGCGGCGUGCCGGCGGCUGAAAGGCCGGAGGGGUGGCGGCGGUUCGUGACAGCCGCCGGUGGAGCGCUGCGUUCCUGCAUUUUGGUCUGCGGACCCCGCCUGGCUGAGCGGUUGGCCGGCGAAGUGGUGGAAACCUGCGCCGGGAUUCAGGCUUGGCAAAUGGAGGGCAGCGUCGAGGUCCUGUGCGCGGCGGCGCCGUGGCUGGAGGAUCCCGCACUGCUCAGGCGAACUGUGGCGGCCGCCCUGAAGCUGCUGCGUGGGGAGGGAGAAGACGAGCAGGAGGAAGAGAAAGCGUUGCUGGUGGGCGGCAGGCUGUUGCCGGCGUUAGGAAGAAACGGCGCCGCCCUGAGUCUCAUCUGGGAAGGCCUGGUGCUGUCGCCCCUCGCCGACACUCCGCGGGUGAACCGGACUCUGCUGGUCCUGAGCGCCCUCUCCGACGUCCUGUUUCCCCGACUGGACGGUGUCACGGAUGGCGAGGCAGCUUCCUUGCUGGAUGCGAGGCUUUCUUACAAGUUUUGGGAAGUGGUGCAAAAGGGACUGUCCGAGAGCGAUGCUCUGUGCCGGAAAAGAGCCCGGUAUUUGUUGAAGAAAGCCGUCGAUGUAUCUGAUAAAGUGGCCUUGGAGUGCAGGUGUAGCCUGGAGGAUGGCAACGGUUCGUAUUUGUUUUGGUGGUGUGCUGAAAAAAAAGAUCAAUUUACUCAGUUUUGGGAAAAUUAUGUUUUAAUAAUGGAGACUUUGGAAGGAAAUCAGAUACAUGUAAUAAAGCCAGUUUUACCAAAGCUGAAUAGCUUGUAUGAACUUGCAAUAUCAGAAGAAAAAGAUUGUUGGAUGUUCCAUCCUUCAUGGCAUAUGUGCAUUUACAAAAGAAUGUUUGAGAGUGAAAAUAAGACAUUGGCAAAGGAAAGUGUCAUUCACUUUCUUGAAAUCUGGCAAAGAAAAUGUCUUCCCUCACCACAAGGAUUUUCAGAGUUCAUUAUUGGCCCUUUAAUGGAUGCUCUUUCAGAAAGUUCUCUUUAUAGCAGGCUAUCAGGACAGAUUAUGGGUACUUGUCCUCCAUUAGGAAUAAUUCUGCAGAAAUUCAUGGCGACUUUCUUCACGAGCCUUUCAGGAAGUGAAAAAAGGAGCUUUUUGUUAAAAUUUAUUCAGAAGAUGAGCAAUAGGCACUGGUGUGCUAUUCCUGUUUUGUUUCUCUCCAUGGCAUUGGCACAUAUACCACAGUGUAGAGCACUGGCUAGCAAAGGGCUCCUUGCAUUAAGAAAUGUUCUGCAGUGUACUAUGAUCACACAUCAGAUUCUUCUACGAGGAGCUGCUCAGUGCUUUCUUCUUAAAGCAGCUAUACACUUAAUAGAUACAGAAAAGGUAUCACUGUCAGAUAUUUCAAACUUCAUUACAUAUCUGAAACCGGAGGAGUCACUAGGGAGAAAAACUGCUUUGUGGACAAUGCUUUGUGAUUGGUUGCACGUAAAUGACAAGUACUUUCAAAAGACUUUAAACUGUGAAGUCCCACAAGAUAAAACAGCCUUAAGUGUUUAUGUGCAGCUUCUUGUGGAGGACUACCUUAAAACACCUCUUGCCAAUUCCGAUUGCCUUCCAGACUGGUUCGAUGCUAAACGGGUGGCUACAAUGAUCCUUCUAGCUGCAGAUGUAGAAGAGAUAAGGCACACAUAUAAUGACAAUAGCAGCACUGAACGGAUUGGUCUAAAGGCGCUCUUAAAUCCUCUGCUGGAUGUGUUGCUGAAACUUGGCACUAAUCCCUACAUCUCAUCACUAAAAAUUGAUAAAAGCCUACAACUGCUAUUGAAGAUAAUGCAGACUUGUUCAAUCAAAACUUCUAAACCAGAAGUUGAUGAAACAGUAGUAUUUCUCCAGAAGUCAAUUAUGCUCGCCACUGAAAGUAUUUUGGAUUUUCUCCUCAGAAGACUUACUGCAAAUGAACUAAAUGUUAUGACACAACUGGAACAUUGUAAUUUAUAUCUGCAAGUCUUGUCAGAACUAAUAAAUUUCUAUUCAGCCAGUGGAUGGAGAAAAGGACCCUUUCUCUGCACUUUUGUCUCAUCUUUAAUAAAUGCUUCUCUCUACAAUCUGCAGGAGAUACGUGAUGGCGAGGACAUAAAACUUGAAGAACAGAUUCAGAAAGUAGUGAGUUUGGCAGCCUUAAAGGUUGUUUGUGAAAUUAUGGAUCAGAAUCCAGACCUUCAACUUCAAUUUCUACCAGCUGUUAACUCCCUUAAAACAGCAAUUUUCAGCACCCAACUUAACCAUGUAUUAAAGAAGCCAAACAGCAUGGAACAACAAAGUUCAGUUGAAGAAGCAGCAUCUCAUGAAGGAUGGGGGAAAAUUGUAGCACGUUACAUACAUGAUCAGUGGGUCUGUCUUCAUUUUGUUCUCAACAAUUAUCAAAAUCUGUCCAAGGACAAACAUUUAGAACAACAUUUUUAUGAUGUUCAGGACUACAAAAGAAUGUUACAGUCUGCACUAGAAGCAAUAACAAUUCUUCCUUCUGACCAUGUUUUACCAGUUUUUCACUGCAUGAAAAUAUUUGUUUCCAAGCUUAUGGAAUCUUCUGAAUCUCUAUGCAUAGAAGCUUUUGAAAUGUCAUGGAAAAUAAUAUUUUCUCUUAGCAACACACAACUGAUAUUUUGGCCUAAUUUAAAAGCUUUUAUUCAACUUGUGUUUGAUCCUGAAAUUCUUGUUACCGCAGCCAGGUUCAAGAGUGAAACAUACUUAAAGAUAAAAGAGAUUAUGUUUCAAAUGAUUGAACUUUCAUCUACAAAGACUGGAAUCUUUAAUGUUCUAGUAAGCCACUGCUGUCAGUCUUGGCUGUUUCCUCCUUCUGGUGAAAUAACUACUGUGGAAAAUGCCUUUUCAAAUGCUGGCAACUACAUUGAACUCCUUAUUGAGGCUUGUUUGUUUGGAACUAUUUUCAGGCGUGAUCAAAGACUCGUUCAGGAGGUAUACACUUUUGUUGAAAAUCUUGGAGAUCAAUGUGCAGCAAAUGUUGUUACGGAAAGUAAGAACAGAGAUGACCAUUAUGUGCGAGUUUGUGCUAUCAAAUUUAUCUGUUUGCUGGAUGAAUCAAACAAGCAGCACAAGAAAUUUAUAGGAGAUUUUGUCAUGAAACUACUUGAUAAAGGUGAAUUAAUGUCCAAAUCAAAAGUCCGCUAUUAUGUGAACUCCUUACAACAUAGAAUUGAAAAUCGACUGUGGCAGACGUUGCUAGUUCUGUUUCCAAAACUUGAUGAGGAUCUUUUAUCAAGAAUCGUUGACAGGAUUCUUCAAGCUGGACAUAAUAAUAAUCAAGCAUCAGUAAAGUAUUUAAUAGAGUGGAAUAUCAUUCUGAUUUUACACAAGUUUCCCCAUUAUCUUCAAAAGUUCUGGAAUUGCUUUAAUUAUGAUGAAGAUCAGUUUAAAACUAGCAUUUGCACAUUUUUAGCAGUCCUGUCACAUUUUGACAUAAUUCUCCAGAAUACCUCUGACAAAAUAUCAACCUUGAAGAAAGCGUUAAUUGUUGUCCUACAGUGGUGCUUCCAUCACAACUUUAGUAUUCGGCUUUAUGCUUUAAUUGCACUUAAAAAAAUUUGGGGAAUGUGCAAAGCAUCGUAUGUGAAUGAUUUCGACACUUUAACUUCAAUUAUUGAAGGUAGUCUAAAUCAAGUGGAACUCAUGCAUGGCACAGGGAAUGCUAAGAAGAAUUGGCAGCGCAUUCAGAAACAUUUUUUCUUUGAACAUUUUCAUCCACUUAAGGAUUAUUGCCUUGAGACAAUAUUUUACACGCUGCCACGCCUUUCAGAAACUCCUGAAGAGGAAUGGAUCUCUCUCUCUAAAUUUACGGCAUUCAGAGACAUUCCAUUGAGUUCAACAUUUCCAUCCUGCCAUUCUCAAACUACACUUCUUGAUCUUAAGCCAAAUGACUGGACUCAGCAAGAUAUCGGAAUAAAUUUAGCUGAGCCCAAUAACGAAAGGCGGUGGGUGAAUGUUCAAAAAAAAAUUAUCCCUUGCAAAGCCAGUGCUCCUGAUUUGGAUCUGGAGCUUAUGUUUCAAGAUCGUGCCACUAAACUUGGAAAAUCAAACAGGAAAUUGAUUGUAGUUGCUUCGCUCAUUGAUAAACCCACCAAUUUAGGAGGCUUGUGUCGAACGUGUGAAAUCUUCGGUGUUUCUGCUUUAACCGUUAGCAACCUCCAUUAUAUAAAUGACAAGCAAUUCCAGCAUCUCAGUGUGUCUGCUGAACAAUGGCUUUCUGUUAUUGAAGUAAAGCCAUUUCAGCUUAUUGAAUAUUUGGAACAGAAGAAAGCUGAAGGCUAUUUUAUAAUAGGGGUGGAGCAAACAGCCAAAAGUUGCAAUUUAAUGGAAUACUGCUUUCCAGAGAAAUCCCUGCUGUUGUUGGGAAAUGAACACGAGGGAAUCCCGGCAAAUGUAAUUCAACACCUGGACACUUGUGUAGAAAUUCCUCAGCAAGGAGUUAUCCGUUCACUUAAUGUCCAUGUAAGUGGUGCUCUGCUCAUUUGGGAAUAUACAAGACAGCAAAUGGCCAAGGAAAAAGAACAAAGACAAAAUGUUUAAUUUUUGUUGAAGCUGAUAAUUUGACGGUGCUAUAAAUUCCCCGAAAUGACCAUAGCUAUGAUUUAAUUAUGUCUUAGAUUUUGUAUAUCCUCAUUUUAAACAAAAUGUCAAUUUUUAAAAUGACAGUAUUAAAAUUGUUUUUAAUGCAGUUUUUGGUGCUAGUGAAUUCUGUAUGUUGCUGUAAAAACCACUUCUUGAUAGUUCUGAAAGUGGUAGUAAAUAAUUACUCAUUUGCAGCACAAUGGCUGCUUUUGCUAUGCGUAAUUUCCGCAACUCCACAAAAAAAAAUUAAUAGAGUACAAUGCUGUCGCUGGACUAUAUAACUAUAAAUUUACUCCAUUAACUUUUUUCAUUAUGGAGAAAAUCUCAUGUGGUUGCUAAUGAAUCGAAAAUGGACAUUAUCAAGAUGCUCCACACAGCAAUAUAGCAACUCACCAUUUGACGAUUCUAGUGUCUUUCUCUUUGCACUUGACCAUGCAGUUUUCUGGCACUGGUUUUGGGGAUAUUUUUUAAACAUACACUCGAGUAUAUUUUUGGUGUUUUCCAAAUCCAGCAUUAACUCAAACAGUUUCAGUUUCUAAAGACUAUAUAUGUCUACAAAUUGUAAUUUUAAUUCAACAUAGUAAAGUGAUCCCUCAUACACCUGAAUCAACCAAAAUGAAAUAUUUAAGGGUGUUACUGUUGACAAUUAUAAAGAUUCUUCUUCAAGAUGGAAUUUAUACAAAAGACCACUGAAAUAGACUAGACAUUACUUUACCAGUACAUUGGGGAAAACUUUUGGAAGAGAGUAUUUGCAGUGAAAACAUGAUACAAGUAUUUGAAUUUAUACAAUUCAUUUAUUUUGAUUUUAUUGAUGGUGUAGUCUUUUAGUAGUGAAAGGUAAGCAUAUUUUCCUAAGUGCCUAUUCUCUCCAAUAAGCAUUUCAAAUAACGGAACCUGGAGCUUUCAGGCCA
Pseudonaja textilis is the source of this 6712-nucleotide messenger RNA. RefSeq names its product tRNA guanosine 2 -O-methyltransferase TARBP1 (gene TARBP1). Gene Ontology annotation, biological process: tRNA methylation. The record is from RefSeq and is a predicted model, not a curated record. Gene Ontology annotation, molecular function: tRNA (guanine) methyltransferase activity; RNA binding. NCBI's taxonomy places the organism in Eukaryota, Metazoa, Chordata, Lepidosauria, Squamata, Elapidae.